CGGGUCUCUUGAGUUGAGCGAGCGAGCUCACCUAGUCAUUUCGUUGGAGUACUCGCACGCGGACGUGUUCUCGUAUUAUCUCUCUCUCUUUUUCUCUUUCUAUCUUAUUUAAGAGAAGAUAACUCCUUUCAACAAACGAACAGGAAACCAACGCGUAUGGAAAGGGAAUGAAAGAUCACUAAACGAAACGCACGAUCGAUUUAACACGCCAACAUGAAUGAUAUUCGUACUCAGUUCGAUAAAAAUGGCUACGUCAUCCUCGAAGAUUUCUUUAAACCGGAAGAAGUGGACGAGUUGAAAUUUUGCGGGGAAGAAUUCACGAAGAAUUUGCCACCUGAAACGGAAAGGAAAAUUUUUAAUACUGUUGACGCCCAACAAAGCAAGGAUCAAUAUUUCUUAGACAGUGCGCACAAAGUGUGUCCAUUUUUUGAAAAUGAAGCAUUAGAAAACGACGGUACUUUAAAAGUUCAUCCUAGAAUAUCAUUAAACAAAGUAGGUCAUGCAUUACAUUGGUUACAUCCGACCUUUAAAAAAUACACAUUUGAUGAACGAGUAAAAGAGACUAUGUUCCAAUUGGAUUACAUAGAACCGGCUGUGUGCCAAUCUAUGUACAUUUAUAAAAAUCCUGGCAUUGGUUCGGAAGUAAUUAUGCAUCAGGAUGCAACAUACUUAUAUACUGAUCCAGUUAAAUUGGUGGGUUUUUGGAUCGCAUUGGAAGAUGCAACGCAAGAAAAUGGUUGUCUUUGGAUUGCUCCAGGUUCUCACAAAAGUGAUGUUCAUAGACGUUACAUCAGAAAUAAGGAUCCCGAUUCUCAAGAACUUUUGAUAUACGACAAAUCAUCUCCUUUCUAUCCAUUAAGUAAUUUCCAACCUAUUCCGGUAACCAAAGGAACAUGUGUACUAAUUCACGGUCAAGUGGUACAUUUUUCUUAUCCAAAUAAAAGCGAAAAUUCAAGGCAUGCUUAUACUUUUCACGUUAUCGAAACUAAACAAGUGAUUUACGCUAAGGACAAUUGGUUGCAACCACCUGCCAAUGGAUUUGCACGAUUGUAUAGAAAUUAAAAAUAUAACAAAUUUUUAAAAUAAGCAAUGAAAUAUCUAUGUGCGUACGCGGCAGGCUGUGCUCGUUUAUUUGUUCUUAGUGCUGAACAAAACUAAAAUUUGUAAUUAGUUUUUCUGCUUAUUUUUUAUGUUUAACAAAAAAUUAUACAAGAAAAUUAAAAUAUACUCGAAUGACGUUCUUC
Molecule: messenger RNA, 1244 nt
Organism: Polistes canadensis
Lineage: Eukaryota; Metazoa; Arthropoda; Insecta; Hymenoptera; Vespidae
Gene: Phyhd1
Product: phytanoyl-CoA dioxygenase 1
Exons: 5
Coding region: 214-1062 (282 amino acids)
Source: RefSeq, a predicted model, not a curated record